UUUAGGAAAUACGGAUUCUUUAGACACAAAUGCUUCCUAAUUCGGGGUAGGAUUAUCUAGCAUAGAACAGGAUAUGGAUUCUUUAGUCAUCCUUUGAAAUCUGUGCUAAUACCAGUAUUAUCAUCCAUACUGUGAGUUUCUGCGCAUGCUCAAACCAGUGUUAGCAGUAUUUGAUCAAAACUAAGACGACUUUUUCUAUUCAAGUACCAUUUAAUGAUAAGAUCUGGUUUUAUUUAAGAUUUUGUAGGUGUUUUUCUUAUUUUCAUCCUUUUGUUUGCGUCCCAAAUUGUCUAAAAGUGAUUAUUUAAAUAUAAAAUUUUCAGACAAGUUAUGGAUACCGUUGAUGCUAUCCGUGAAAAUGAACUUAACAAUCUUAACGAUCUUAACGAUCUUAGAGAGCUACAUGAGAUGCUCAUGAGAUCUAAUGUUUUAGAUGUUCAAAGGAGAGCUCCUGUGUGGAGAAGGAACAGAGUUGAUCAUCUAAACUAUAUUCAAAACGAACGAGAGUUCAAAUCUAGGUUCCGGUUCAAUAGGGAAAACCUCUUGAGAAUUGUGGACCUAGUGUCCCCGUAUCUCAACCUGUCUGAGACUAACAGGGGGCUCCCUGUUAGUGCGGAGCAGAUUGUGUGUGUGGCUCUGGAGAUCCUUGCCGGAGAUCAAUACUUCCGCUGUGCAAGUUAUGGUUCCGGAGUCUCCAAAACCACUGCAUGGACAGCAUUGAAAAGAUUUGUGCAAGCUUUGUUGAAUGAUAAUGUACGGGGGCAGUUCCUGUAUAUGCCAACACAGGAGCAGCAGAGGGAGAACAUCUCUGCUGUUUUUGAUAAGUACAAGCUGACCAACGUCAUCACGGGGGUGGACGGGUGCCACAUCCCGUUCCUCGAAAAACCCAGAAGGAUUCUGGCUGAGAAGAAUUCUAAGGAUUUUAUCAACAGGAAAAACGUUUAUUCAAUAAAUUCUCAAAUUGUUGGAGGAUUCAACCGGAGAAUUUAUGAUAUUCUCCUCUCUGCCCCUGGUUCCUUCCAUGACGCAGCGGUCUGGUCAAUGUCAAAUGCAAAGGCAUGGCUAGAGACAAGAUUUCCCCAGAGGAUCAUGCUCGGGGACAGUGCGUAUCCUCAAACGGAUGUCCUCAUGACUCCCUAUCCUGAGGAACAGUCCAGGGAUGACAACAGUAAGUGUUUGUUUAAUGUAAGGCAUUCCCAAGCUAGGGUAGAGAUGACUGAGUGCAUCUAUGGGAUUCUGAAGCGUCGUUUCCCAAUCAUUAAACACAUCCGAAAUGAUUUACCAAAUGCCAUUCUUAUUGUGCAGGCAUGUGCAGUCCUACACAAUAUUGCUCUUGAUUGGAAAGACGAUGUUCCCAAUGAUCAUCAUCCUAAUGAUGAUGAUGAUGAUGAUGAUGAUGAUGAUCUGGAUGUUCCUCAGGAUCAGCUGCACAUCAUUAACAUGCUGAGUGUGAGAGAAAGGCGGGAGCAAUGCAUGAACGCCAGGGACAAUUGGAGAAUGAGCAUGGAUAGUAAUCCAACCCGUAAAGAGUUGGAGAAGAUGGCUCGGCAUGGUGUAGAAGCUGAAGCUUGCCGACGUGCUCGGCGCCGUGCUCAACACUAACUUUAUUGUUUAGUCUAUUUCCUUAAUAAAGGUGGGGUUUUUAAUGAGGCAGCAUUGUCCCAAUUUUCCCCACGCUGUCGAAUAUUGUUUAUUAAGAUAGAGAGAAAAUACAAAUUAUCAUUUUCCAUCAUCAUAAUCAAAAAACAAAGGAAUAGGAAUUCAACAUUUGAACAGCACUGAAGUGUAUUUUGUCAUAUGGGUCUGUUUACACUGCACAUUUAAAGUUUUAACUUAAUUAUAAAAGUUGUCUUCCUAUUUCAAAGUUUUCAGGUUAUUACUGUACCAGAGUUUUUUAAGAGGGUGACAAAAGUUUAUGGGAAAGUAAUUAAUUUAGA
Molecule: messenger RNA, 1937 nt
Organism: Eurytemora carolleeae
Lineage: Eukaryota; Metazoa; Arthropoda; Copepoda; Calanoida; Temoridae
Product: putative nuclease HARBI1
Exons: 5
Coding region: 331-1602 (423 amino acids)
Source: RefSeq, a predicted model, not a curated record